UUUUGCCCUUAAAAUACCCUAAAGUUUAGCAGCGGUAACCAGAAUGUUUUAAAUUUACGGAAUAGUGAUGCUGCAUAUUUCUACAUUUUACUUACGGAGGAUUACUAUUUUCGAUAAGGUUUUGAAAGCAUUAUCUUAUAUUAAUGUGCACCAGAAAAUGGUGAACGAAGAAAUACUACAAAGGAUACAGCAAAAUAAUGCCAAGGGAGAAGAAAUUAUAAAAUUUAUUCAAAAAGAGCUUCCACUGUUGCAAAAAGCUGCUGCCAAAGUUAAGCAGGAACAGCUGACAAGUGAGAUCAAAGAAAAGAAUCUACAGCUGAAGAAGGAACUUGAAUUUUGGAAGACCAGAGUCAUUGAAUUGGAAACAAUGACUGGUAUAAAACAGUAUCCUUUACCUUCUGAUGCAAAUAAAGUUAACUCUGUCCCAAAAGACCCAGUAGCCAAUACACCAACUACACCUGCGCCCGAAUCUGCAUCAAAAGCUGCUGCUACACCUAAAAGUGAAUCACAGCAAAGUGCACCCAAGAAAGAAUCCAGUCAAGUGAAGAAAGAUUCAGCUGCGCCAAAGAAAGAAAAAGCGCCAAAACCAGCCAAACAAGAUAAGCAACCUGCCGAAGAAAAUAAAGAAGUUAAUGUCAGCCGCCUUGAUCUCAGAAUUGGUCGCAUUCUCAAUGCCAAGAAACACCCAGAUGCUGAGAGCUUGUACGUUGAAGAAAUCGAUGUGGGAGAAGAAAAACCAAGAACUGUAGUUUCAGGUCUUGUUAAAUUUGUACCUUUAGAAGAAAUGCAGAAUCGUUUGGUGGUUGUACUCUGCAACCUAAAACCUGCAAAAAUGAGAGGCAUCACUUCGGAAGCGAUGGUAAUGUGUGCCUCCACCCCAGAAAAAGUCGAAAUAUUAACACCCCCUCCAGGUAGUGCUCCAGGCGACAGAGUUAUAUGUGAUCAGUAUCCUGGGGAACCCGAUUCUUUGUUAAAUCCGAAGAAGAAAAUAUUUGAGCAAGUUGCUCCUGAUCUUAAAACGGAUGGCGAUUGCAACGCCACUUAUAAGUCUGCUCCUUUGAAAGUCGCUGAUAAAGGUGUGAUUAAAUCAACAACACUUACUAAUGUGCAAAUUAAAUAAUUGAAUAUUCUAUAGAUACCUGAAUAAAAUUAUUUUGAAAUCCGA
This is a messenger RNA of Argiope bruennichi, 1165 nucleotides long. It is a transcript of the gene AIMP1, whose product is annotated as aminoacyl tRNA synthase complex-interacting multifunctional protein 1-like. The record is from RefSeq and is a predicted model, not a curated record. NCBI's taxonomy places the organism in Eukaryota, Metazoa, Arthropoda, Arachnida, Araneae, Araneidae. Bases 68 to 1120 code for a protein of 350 amino acids. Gene Ontology annotation, molecular function: tRNA binding. The transcript is spliced from 2 exons.